This is a messenger RNA of Entrophospora candida, 123 nucleotides long. The record is from the annotation of a GenBank genome assembly. NCBI's taxonomy places the organism in Eukaryota, Fungi, Glomeromycota, Glomeromycetes, Entrophosporales, Entrophosporaceae.
AUGCUAGUAAACAAUUCUGUUCACGAUUUUUUUGAUAAUCAUGUUGAUAACAUGACAACUAAAGCAGAAAAUAAGGAUUUUAGUGAGGUAAUGGAAAAUAUGAAGAUGGAAAGACGACGAUAA